Lodderomyces orthopsilosis Co 90-125 is the source of this 468-nucleotide messenger RNA. RefSeq lists its product as uncharacterized. The record is from RefSeq and is a predicted model, not a curated record. The transcript has a single exon. Gene Ontology annotation, molecular function: protein binding. Bases 1 to 468 code for a protein of 155 amino acids. Lineage: Eukaryota; Fungi; Ascomycota; Pichiomycetes; Serinales; Debaryomycetaceae.
AUGGAUACCCUUGACAUAGAGUUUCCACAUUCGCUAGAGGAUAUACAGUUAAAUCUUGUUGGUCUUUUUGUAAUCCCCACACAUCUUGAUCAGUUGAUGAACCUACGUAACUUGUCGAUUAGUGGAACCACAAUCAAACGAGCUGCUAUUAAAUUUCACACCAACUCGCUCGAAACGUUGAAUUUUUCAUGCAACCCAAUAGAGGAGGUACUAUUGUUACUCCCCGAAGGUGUAACCAAUCUCAGACUGGUCACAUUGUCUCAUAAUCAAAUACUAAUGAUUUCGAUGGAGUGCAUAGGGCAUAAUACCAAAGCUUUGAACAGCAACUUGUAUGACUUGGAUGAAGACCAAAUAUCCAGUUUGAUUUCGAAUUUCCCAAAGGCAACACAAUGUUUGUGGGACAAUGAACAAAACUAUCCAUUUCGUGGGGAAAAUUAUCUAUACAGUGAGCUUGGAAGUGAAGUAUAG